CCCCGGUGCCUGCUGGCGAAUGGAUGCUGAAAGGGCAUUUGGAUAUCACCGAAUCCCCGUCUCUCAUAGACAGGGAAUUUGCGGCUCGCUUUCCCAUUCUCUUGACUUCGCUCCCUGUUCCCGGGCCAAUGCCUGGGGGCUCGAGCGGCAGUAGUAGUGGUGGCUCAUGUUUUCAUGGGCCGUGCCUCGGAAAGGGUGACAAUGAAGAACAGGAAAAAUUACUGAAGAAAAGCUGUACAUUAUAUGUUGGAAAUCUUUCCUUUUACACAACUGAGGAACAAAUCUAUGAACUCUUCAGCAAAAGUGGUGACAUAAAGAAAAUCAUUAUGGGCCUGGAUAAAAUGAAAAAAACAGCAUGUGGAUUCUGCUUUGUGGAAUACUAUUCAAGAGCAGAUGCAGAAAAUGCUAUGCGGUACAUAAACGGAACUCGUCUGGAUGACCGGAUCAUUCGCACAGACUGGGACGCAGGCUUUAAGGAGGGCAGGCAGUACGGCCGUGGGCGAUCUGGGGGCCAGGUACGAGAUGAGUAUCGGCAGGACUAUGAUGCUGGGAGAGGAGGCUAUGGAAAACUGGCCCAAAACCAGUGAGUGGUGAGCGCCCCAUCAUGAAAAACUCCCUCCUUUGGCCUGCUGAAUUUGACAUACAUUACCCAAGGUCUGCAAACCUGCCCAUUUUACCAAGCUUUGAUCAAUGUCUCUACUGAGCUGGAAGCCUCUUCAUGGUUUUCCUCUGAAAAUUAUUAAAGGACAGAAUCCAAAAGAAUGCCUUUAAUUCUGUAGUCUUAGAAUGCUGGCCAUGUGUCAGGUUACCAGAAUGAUUUUCUGUUACCAGGUCAAAAAUUGUGUUCCUUGGCAACACAUUUGAUCUGUUAUGUUGAUCUAUCUGUCCCAAACACCACACUUCUUUUAGGAAGACUGGAAAAAUUAAAAAAUUUGUUUACCAUGUUUGCAUCUAAGAAGGUUCAUGGUCUACACUGGGUCCUGGAAUUAUUUUUUAAAUUCUAAGUUUGCAUGAGAUAAAGUUUAAUAAAUGGAGUUUUGCUCUAUUGUAUAGCUUUGCUCUAAAUUAGGAACAGAUGUUUGACAACUCAAUUUGCUUUCUGUGUUGAAUUCUAAUCUCUAAAGGCAAACUUAGGAGUCAAGGGAAGUUCCCAAAUGGUGCAAAAGUAAGCCUUAGACCCAGGGGAAACCACCUGCUUCCAUGCUUUAUAUAUCAGGACAUUAGGGACAGGGCUUCAAGGGUAUUUACUCAACACAUUUUUCAAAAGAUGUGUUUUACCUAAAGCUAAAAAAAAAGCAAGAGUUGGUAUUAUGGAGAACCUGAAAUGCUUGUAAGGCCUGGGGGGAGGGGGGGGCGGGGGUGCAGUACACACUGUCAGUAGGAAAUGGGAUAAAAUAUCAGGGGACGUGAGUUAACCGCUUUGACAAGAUGAAGGUUGCUGUGAGGGCCAUCAGAUUUAUUCUUUUCAUUUUCAAAGUGAUCUUGGGAAUGGAGUGGGUUUAAAAAAAGAGCUUGAAGAUUGAGAGAAUGCUUAACAAAAACAAUCCGAAAUGCCUCCCUCAGGAAAUGUUUCGGCCAAUUCUCAUACUGAAGUCUGUCUUGUUUUUUCCCUGAUAUGCUUACUGAGUUUCAGAGCCUUGAUAGUGAGCUGAUGGUCUCUACAGAGAAGGGAGUCUAGAGAAUUUAUUUUGCAUUUGUAAGGCAAGAGGUGAUUUCUCUCUAAUAUUCGAUGUGAACUACUGCUCAUUUAAAACCGCUAGUCUAAUUUUCCUUGACAUAAGUCAGAUUUUUUCAUGUAGCAACAGAGUAUCCCCCAGGUUCCAGUAGUUUGUGAAAGUUGGGGUUUAAGUAUCUCAAUGUGAACAUCUUUUAUGUUACAGUAAGUGUAGGUUUUCUCUUUAAAUUCAAACUGCUUAUUUGAAUUUUUAAAAGAGCUGUUUUGCAAAUAAUUUAAUGAGGACACGCUAUUCAUUUCUAAAAUUUCUUUUUACAUUGUGGUUUGAAUUAAUGUAUUUUAUAUUCUUUUAUAGUAAAACGUAACUGAUUUCUACAGGCCUUAAAACCAGACAGUGGCUCCUAUUUGAAUUGUCUUCUGUAAUAGAUUUCAAUAAAGUUGGACCAACUUA
Messenger RNA from Equus caballus (horse), 2126 nucleotides. RefSeq names its product nuclear cap binding protein subunit 2 (gene NCBP2). Lineage: Eukaryota; Metazoa; Chordata; Mammalia; Perissodactyla; Equidae. The record is from RefSeq and is a predicted model, not a curated record. Gene Ontology annotation, molecular function: RNA cap binding. Gene Ontology annotation, cellular component: nuclear cap binding complex. Gene Ontology annotation, biological process: mRNA cis splicing, via spliceosome.